AUGAUUGUAAAUCGAAGUCUAACUAUUUUCUAUCAAUUCUUCGUCAUAUUAACAAUAUCGAAAUACAGCUUUUCGGAAAUUCAUCCCGACGAUCAAUUACUUAAUAUUCUCAGUACAUUACAACCAUUUCGUUCUCAAUUUUGUCAAUUUAAAUUUGAAAAUUGCAUACAAGAUUCAACGUUUGCUGAUCAACUAGAUAACGAUUGUAACAUCUAUUCACGUUUACGUGAUUGUUUUCGUUCAUUACUCGACGAACCGCAAUGUUUAACAUUACAACUUAAACGUCAAUAUAAACAAGCAAAACAAAAUGAAUAUGAAUCGUGUGGUAUUGCUUUAUCCUUAGAAUCAAUCAAUUCAUCAAUCAAUACGUCUUCAUCAAUGAAAUUAAAUAUUCAUUUUCUAACAGCAUAUUUUCUAUUUAUUACUUCGAUUUUAUUAUCACUUGUUUAA
Rotaria socialis is the source of this 450-nucleotide messenger RNA. NCBI's taxonomy places the organism in Eukaryota, Metazoa, Rotifera, Eurotatoria, Philodinida, Philodinidae. The record is from the annotation of a GenBank genome assembly.